Messenger RNA from Labeo rohita (rohu), 1026 nucleotides. Its product is annotated as granzyme K-like. The record is from RefSeq and is a predicted model, not a curated record. Gene Ontology annotation, molecular function: serine-type endopeptidase activity. The transcript is spliced from 5 exons. Gene Ontology annotation, biological process: proteolysis. The coding region runs from base 60 to 845 and encodes 261 amino acids. Lineage: Eukaryota; Metazoa; Chordata; Actinopteri; Cypriniformes; Cyprinidae.
UUGACAUUGUUGGAUGUCUGAGACAACACAUUGACUUUUGGCUGAGAACAGGCAGCAAGAUGGAUUUUUGCCAAUAUUUGAUUGUGUAUUACUUCCUGGCGUUCACCUUUUUCAAAGUGGCAGUAUGCUCUGAGGUGUCCAUUAUUGGAGGCAAAGAUGUAAAAAAACCUCUACCCUGGAUGGUGUCCAUUCAGAAGGAUGAAGCCCAUGUGUGUGGAGGAAUCCUGAUUCACAACCAGUGGGUUUUAACUGCAGCAUUUUGUAAAAUAACACCCACUUCAUCUGUGACAGUUCUCAUAGGAUCUCUGUCUCUGAGUAAAGUGAGUAAAGGCGCUCAGCGUGUUGGCAUCCACAGUUAUAAGUACCCUAAAACAUUCAAUGCGGAGACUAAACAAGAUGACAUCAUGCUCAUUAAGCUAAACAAAAAAGUGAAAGGAAAACCCCAAAAAAUCCCUAAAAAGGAAAAAGAUGUUCCACUUGGAACAAAUUGUGUUGUGACAGGUUGGGGAACUACUAAUGUGAAAGACUCAAAACCUUCUGAUAAACUGCAAAUGUUAGAGGUGAUGGUGAUGCUCCGGAAGCGGUGCAACCUCUACUACAAUGGACAUCCUGUGAUCACCGAAGACAUGCUGUGUGCAGGAGGCAAGCAAGAAAAGACAGGCACCUGUUGGGGGGAUUCCGGUGGACCUCUGGAAUGUAAGAAAAACGUAGUUGGAGUAGUAUCAGGGACAAAAGAAUGUGGUAAUCCCAAAAAACCAACUGUGUUCACUUUUCUCUCCCAAAAACACAUCAACUGGAUCAAUACCAUACUAAAAAAAAAGCAAUUCAACGGCACAACCUUUUAAGAAGCUAAACAUUUCAAGCAUGCAUACUGUUAGUUUAGAUUGCUGUAACAAAAAAAUAUAUAUAUGUUUUUGGAAUUAACAUUAAAUAUAUAUUCACAAAGCAAUACUGGAUUAUUUUUCAAACAUUUUUUAACAAGUAAAAUUGUGUAAAUGUAUCUGAUAUUGCAUUCAUACAAAUUCA